AUCUGUGACACGUAAACUAAAGACAACAAGGAAAUGUUCACAGCGUGGAGCUUUAAUAAGAUAUCAGUUUAAACUAUAGACUUUAUAUGGUUUAAAUCCAAAAGUUAUCUCAAACAUUUCAUGUUGUUUUAGCUUCGAGUUAGCUUAGCUGUUAACUUAGCCUCGCCACCGGGAGGAAGGAGCUGUAACUUAAGUUAUCUGACUCCAACAUGGAUGACCUGUACAUUAAACCAGGUAACCAGGAGCGGGGUUGGAACGACCCCCCCCAGUUCUCGUACGGCCUCCAGACGGCCCGCGGACCACACAGGAACCUCCUGAACAAGAGAGCAGCUCCCGGUGUAGGAGCCCCGCCCCUGACGCCUCCCUCCUCCAAUCCUCUGUCUCCUCUGAGCGGCGCCACCCCUCCCCCUCUACACCCAGCUCGUCCUCCUCUGGGCUGUGUGGCCACGCCCCCUCCUCCUCUGGGACCAAUGAGAAGUCAGAAGGGAAGAGAACAGGCCGACAGCAGCCAACCGGGGGGGGGGGCUCAGGUGUGCAGUGAUGUGGAGAAGAGGCUCCGCCUCCUGGAGGAUAGCUGGCGGUCCGGGAGACUCAGCCUACCUGUGAGGAGACGCAUGGACACCCUGUCGCUGGCGCUACAGUCGGGCCAGUGGGACUCCGCGGACGACAUCCACCGCUCUCUGAUGGUGGAUCAUGUGACUGAAGUCAGCCAAUGGAUGGUGGCCGUCAAACGCCUCAUCGCUGAGACACGAAAACUCAAUCCAGAACUCUUGGAACCGCUUCAGAGACCUGCAGGACCAGACCAGGUCCCUGCAGGACCAAACCAGGUCCCUGCAGACCCAGACCAGGUCCCUGCAGGACCAGACCAGGUCCCUGCAGACCCAGAACCAGUCCCUGCAGGACCAGACCAAGACCCUGCAGAUCCAGACCAGGUCCCUGCAGACCCAGAACCGGUCCAGGACUGUUAAUCUUGCAGGGAUCUCAACAAACAGA
Perca fluviatilis (European perch) is the source of this 993-nucleotide messenger RNA. RefSeq names its product steroid receptor RNA activator 1 (gene sra1). Gene Ontology annotation, biological process: regulation of transcription by RNA polymerase II. The record is from RefSeq and is a predicted model, not a curated record. The transcript has 6 exons. Gene Ontology annotation, cellular component: nucleus. NCBI's taxonomy places the organism in Eukaryota, Metazoa, Chordata, Actinopteri, Perciformes, Percidae. The coding region runs from base 210 to 968 and encodes 252 amino acids.